GAGAAACCAGUUCCACUGCAAUCACAACUUCAUAUAUUCCUCCGGCUAAAGUCACAAUUUGAGUACGGUGUCCUGUUUUGAGUCAUCAUGGACUAUUUUAAAGGUUUUCAGACGGUACUUGCCAUGUAUUUUCUAGCAUGCAUUUAUGGAGACAUCAUGAAAAUAGACACCACCGGAGCCUCUGAGGUGACAGCAAAACAGGACAAAUUAACCGUAAAGGGUGUCGAGGCCUCCCAAAAACUGUCUGAGCAUGAUCUGGCCCGAAUGGAGCAAUACAAGAGAAAGAUCCUCAAAGUUGGCGGAGCAAAGCAGAUGGACCCGGCUGUGAUUGCUGCCAUCAUUUCCAGAGAGUCCAGAGCCGGAGCCGCUCUGAAGGAUGGAUGGGGCGACCAUGGCAAUGGCUUUGGCCUCAUGCAGGUUGACAAACGUUACCACAAGCUGGUAGGUACAUGGGACAGUGAAGAACAUCUGACACAAGCGACUGAGAUACUCACUGGCUUCAUUAAUGACGUCAGAGCAAAGUUUCCCCAGUGGACAAAAGAGCAAUGCUUUAAAGGGGGAAUCUCGGCCUACAACGCAGGAGUGAAGAACGUCCGUACGUACGAGCGCAUGGAUGUGGGCACCACCGGCCGCGAUUACUCCAAUGAUGUUGUUGCCAGAGCCCAGUGGUUCAAAACCAAGGGUUACUGAAAAAAAAACGUCCCUAAUUUUACAUUUGCUCACUGUUCGCUGUUCUGUAUUGUGUUUUGUAUUUGUUUGGAUGCAAUAAAGCUCAUUUGUUCGCUCA
Messenger RNA from Puntigrus tetrazona (Sumatra barb), 787 nucleotides. It is a transcript of the gene lygl1, whose product is annotated as lysozyme g-like 1. Gene Ontology annotation, cellular component: extracellular region. Bases 88 to 690 code for a protein of 200 amino acids. Gene Ontology annotation, molecular function: lysozyme activity. The transcript is spliced from 5 exons. NCBI's taxonomy places the organism in Eukaryota, Metazoa, Chordata, Actinopteri, Cypriniformes, Cyprinidae. Gene Ontology annotation, biological process: peptidoglycan catabolic process; defense response to Gram-positive bacterium. The record is from RefSeq and is a predicted model, not a curated record.